UUCAGAUACAGUUUUAGUCAAUGGCAAUUCAGAUACAUUUUUUUUUUUUUUAAUUUUCAGCAACACUGUUAGCCUUUGCUCCAUUUUUUAUCUUCUACAUAGUAAGAUAAAAGUUUGAUAUGAUGUUGUAUUUUCCAUUGUUGUCUCAGGUUGGGAAGAUGAAUUGGUUGGUUGCUGAUGCUGUCGACUACAAUGGGCUCCCCGCUGAUAGGUCUAAAACCGGCGGUUGGGUGUCUGCUGCGCUGAUCCUAGGAAUAGAAAUAUGCGAGAGGCUUUCAACAAUGGGGAUAGCUGUAAAUCUAGUGACCUACUUGGGAGAAACAAUGCAUUUGGCGAGUGCUACUUCAGCUAAUAUUGUCACAGAUUUCAUGGGAACCUCUUUCCUCCUGUGCUUUCUUGGAGGCUUGCUUGCUGACUCUAUCCUGGGCAGAUACAAGACCAUUGCAAUCUUUGCCAUAAUACAAACACUGGGUACUGUUGCAUUGGCAAUUUCAACAAAGCUGCCGCAGCUUCGUCCACCUCCAUGUGAAUCUCCUCUCCUAAGCAACUGCAAACAGGCAAAUGGAUUCCAAAUGGGAGUUCUGUACUUGGCUUUGUACAUGAUUGCACUGGGAACAGGAGGCCUAAAAUCGAGUGUUUCCGGGUUUGGAACCGAUCAGUUCGACGAGAAAGACGAGAAGGAGAAGACACAGAUGGCUUAUUUCUUCAACAGGUUCUUCUUCUUCAUCAGCACCGGGACGUUGUUGGCUGUUACAGUGCUUGUUUACAUUCAAGACGAGGUGGGAAGAAGCUGGGCUUAUGGGAUUUGUUCUUUGGCCAUGUUCAUAGCCAUCUUGGUGUUCUUGUCAGGGACAAGGAGGUAUAGGUACAAGAAUAGCUCUGAGAGCCCCGUCGUUCAAAUUUUUCAAGUUAUCACAGUUGCCAUCAAGAAGAGGAAGAUGAAGCUGCCUUACGAUAUCGGCAUGCUCUAUGAGAACUCUCCAGAGGCUUCCAGAAUCCCUCACACAGAUCAGUUCUGUUUCUUGGACAAAGCUGCCAUAGUUGCAGAAGGAGAUUUCGAGGACAAUAAUUCUUCAAGUCCAAAUCCAUGGAAGCUAUGCUUAGUGACAAGGGUGGAGGAGGUGAAGAUGAUUUUGAGACUACUGCCUGCAUGGGCCACAACCAUCAUCUUCUGGACCACCUACGCGCAAAUGAUCACCUUCUCGGUUGAGCAAGCAUCCACCAUGCAAAGAUCAAUUGCAGGUUUCAAAAUCCCAGCAGGGUGCCUCACAGUCUUCUUUGUGGCCGCCAUACUCAUCACUCUCGCCGUCUACGACCGCCUCAUUAUGCCCCUCUGGAAAAAAUGGAAAGCGAAACCAGGUUUUACGAGCCUGCAGAGGAUUGCCAUAGGCCUAGUCCUCUCAAUACUGGGAAUGGCAGCGGCAGCAAUAGCAGAGAUGAAACGAUUGUCGGUUGCCAGAGCCAAUGGCAGAAACACAGCGACUCUGGACAUAAGUGUGUUUCUGUUGAUUCCACAGUUCUUCUUGGUUGGAUCCGGGGAAGCCUUCAUAUACACAGGCCAACUCGAUUUCUUCAUAACUCAAUCGCCGAAAGGAAUGAAGACUAUGAGCACUGGGCUCUUCCUCACAACCCUUUCGCUUGGUUUCUUUGUCAGCAGCUUGUUAGUUUCAGUAGUGAAAAGGGUGAGUGGAGGCGGCAAUGGACAGGGAUGGCUGGCGGAUAACAUAAACUAUGGAAGGCUUGAUUGUUUCUAUGCACUUCUGGCCAUACUUAGCCUUGGCAACUUCAUGAUAUAUCUUGUUUGUGCAGUGUGGUACAAGCAGCAGAAGAAGCCCAAACCUGCCAUUGAAAUGGUUGAAGACAAGUGUUGAUUAAUUACUGCUUUGUUAGAAUUGCAAAUUAGCUUUUUGUUUAUGUAGUGCUUGACCCGCUUGGGGGUCGGUUGUCUUGCUGCUCCUGAUUUGUUAUCAAUAUGGAUAUGGGUUGUGUUC
Diospyros lotus (date-plum) is the source of this 1991-nucleotide messenger RNA. RefSeq names its product protein NRT1/ PTR FAMILY 6.2-like. NCBI's taxonomy places the organism in Eukaryota, Viridiplantae, Streptophyta, Magnoliopsida, Ericales, Ebenaceae. Gene Ontology annotation, biological process: oligopeptide transport; transmembrane transport. The record is from RefSeq and is a predicted model, not a curated record. The transcript has 5 exons. Bases 120 to 1871 code for a protein of 583 amino acids. Gene Ontology annotation, molecular function: transmembrane transporter activity. Gene Ontology annotation, cellular component: membrane.